Dimorphilus gyrociliatus is the source of this 1162-nucleotide messenger RNA. Lineage: Eukaryota; Metazoa; Annelida; Polychaeta; Dinophilidae. The record is from the annotation of a GenBank genome assembly.
GUCGUAAAAGCGACAUCUAUACGUCUUUUAUCAAAUGAUUGUUAUAGGACAUUUCGACUAUCGCAGGGACGACAGAUAUAUUGACCGUAUUGAGUUUAAUACCUAAGGACACCAAUCAGUAUCUUCCACAAUAACAAUGGAUACUCUGGCGAUGAUCGAAUACUUAACAAUUGGUAUAACACUUCUAAUGUUCGGAAGUGGACUGUAAGAUUAUACAAUUUAUUUAUAUAAGCUGUUUAAAUUUUAAAGAAGUUUUUUAUCUUACAUAAAACAAAUAGAUACUUUUAUAGAAAGAAGUCGAACUAAGCAGUUAUUAAUAAAUCUUAUUAUUUAUUGUUUUUUUUUCAUCUUUUCAUAUUUCCUAAGACCAGUGUGUUAUAAUAUGAUAAAAUCAAAAAGUACUAAAAAUGUUCCCUAUCCAUUCUUUCUUCUUGGCCUUGUUGGGUGCGAAGGCAUGUGGCAUUAUGGAACAAUAAUUAACAAUGGAACACUUAUUCUGUUAAAUUCUUUUGGAACAAUUUUACAAAUUGUUUAUAUAUUGGCCUAUAUAUCUGUCUGUAAAUCUAAGACACAACCUUUACUAUAUCUUUCAAUUAUUCUCUCUUACCUAUUGGGAAUAUAUGGAUAUAUCUAUACGGUCUACGACAACGACAAUCAGAGAGGUGCAGUACUUGGAGCAUCUUCAAGUAUUGUAACAACAAUAAUGAUGGUGUUACCCGUUUUUGAGAUCGUUGAUAACUUUAAAAAUAAAAAUGCAAAUGGUAUGCCUCCAGUUAUGCUUAUUUUUGGAAAUAUUUGCGCAAUAUCAUGGCUUUGGUAUGGGAUUUUGUUAGGAGAUAUUAAUAUAUACGGUCCAAAUAUUCCUGGUAUCCUCUUGAAUACAAUAAAGUUAUACGCUAUUUUUUUAUACGGAGGCAAGAAAGAAAAGGACUUGUAAAGUGAAUAAUAGCUGACAAUUAACAUAGAGAAACGACUGAUAUCUAUAAAAUUUGAUUAUAUAUGACUAGGUUAUAAUAUUUUAUUCAAGCUGUUUAAUGGUAUAAUCUGCUAAAAGAAAAUAUAGAUCAUAUCCCAACCUUUCAAAAUCAUAAUCUAAUAAAAUGAUAAAAGAAAUCUGCUUGAAUGAUUCUCUUUCUCUCUCUCUCUCUCUCUCUCUCUCUCU